GUAGCAGUAGUAGUAGUUGAGGAUGCCCGCCAUAGAUGUGGGUGAAAUGUCAAGAGAGAAUGCUUCUGGACAAUGGCCAUACAGCCCGGAAAAUGCACAACUACCCAUUACUUGAACUGCCCAGGAUCAUUACUAUGGAAGUGUAGGAGUUGUAGAUUUAUUGUGGGAGUUGAAGUCCAAACACCUGGAGGGGCAAAGUUUGCCCAUGCCUGGUAUAGAUGAACCCUAGGUAUAUAUUCCUAGAAGCCUUUUUGGAGAAAUUCUCAGGCUGGGAACCUGAGGCAGGACAGGGGCCUCUCUCUCUCGCCCUUCCCAUGUGGCCCACUGUGAAGACAGCAGGCCUAGGAGGGGCCUAGUGAGGCCUGCAAGGCCUGAGGCUCCCCACACUCCUCCCAGUAGGAGGGCGAGCAGGGGCUGCAGAGCCUGCAAGGCCUACCCAUGCCCCGGUCCCCCACGGCCGGCCUCCCCUCAGCAGCAUAGAGAUUGGGGGCAAACCACAGGCCAGAUUCAGCAUCAGCCUCAUGGAGAUAGAAAGCAAGGCCGGCCACAAGUCUGCCUCAGGGCCGCUCCAAAGCACCCAGCAGAGGAAGCCAAGGGAGGCGGAGGUUUUAUCUUCAUUUUCCUAAGAGAUAUUCUUAAGGAAUGGUGACAGGUGUAUUUGUGACAGGAGCAAGUGCCUGAACUGUGUUGAUGGAACAAAGUCUGUUGUGAAACACUGAUUAAACGUAACUGAGGGUGUCUCUUUGUACGUGUUUACACCCACGUUACCCCUCUACGACACCACUUCUGCCCAAGACACAGCCUGGCACAAGCAAAGAUGGAGCGGAAAUGGUGGGACCUUUUCGUGGCCUUGCUGCUGCUCCUUGACGUGAAGGGGAGCCUUGUAAAGCUCCACAAUGGUGGAUAUGAAGAUGUUGUGAUUGGAAUUCACCCUAAAAUAGCGGAAAAUGCCAAAAUCAUUAACAGCAUAAAGGAUAUGUUGAAAGAGGCUUCGUCUUAUCUCUUCCUUGCUUCACAACGGAGGUUUUAUUUCAGGACUGUAAAAAUUGUAAUACCUCUAACAUGGGCAUCAAAACCUGAAUAUAAACGGGCAUCCAGAGAAUCUUACGCGAAUGCUGAUAUCAUAGUGGCAGAACCUUUUGUGAAAUAUGGAGAUGAACCUUACACUUCGCAAUAUGGAGGGUGUGGCAAAAAGGGACGCUACAUUCAUUUCACCUCUAACUUCCUGACAAAUGACUCUUUGGUCAACAUCUAUGGGUCACGAGGCAGAAUCUUAGUUCAUGAAUGGGCUCAUCUCAGAUGGGGUGUCUUUGAAGAAUACAGUUAUGAUGCACCUUUUUAUUCUACUGGAAUAAACAAAAUUGAAGCAACAAGAUGCUCAGCUAGUAUCACUGGCCAAUAUAUAUUCGCAACUACUGGAGGCAGAACCAGAAAAUGCAGAAUUGAAAGCCACACUGAGCUUUAUGAGCCUGGAUGCCUGUUUAUUCCCUAUAAAAAGCAAACUUCACUGGCAUCGAUAAUGUUCAUGCAAAGUCUGUCUUCAGUUUCUCAGUUUUGUGACAAAAGUAAUCAUAACCUUAUGGCACCAAACAUGCAGAACAAAAUGUGCAGCUACAAAAGUACAUGGGAAGUGAUUUCAGGCUCCGCCGAUUUUGCUAGUUCACGUCCAUUAGGUGCUCCUCCUCCUGACCCCAUAAUUCAUUUGAUGAAAACGCAGGAGAGAAUUGUGUGUCUAGUACUCGAUGCUUCUGCACAGAUGGGAAAGGACAAUCGCCUUAGUCGGCUGAUUCAAGCUGCAAAACUAUUUCUUCUCCAUAUUAUUGAAAAAGGAUCCUGGGUUGGAAUUGUAACAUUCAAUAGCAAAGGAAAUAUCCAGGCUGGGUUGCAAAGGAUUUUCAGUGACAUAGAACGUGAAGGUCUUACAAGCCAUCUUCCAACCACAGCUGCUGGAGAUUGUAACAUAUGUGAGGGAGUGAAUGCAGCAUUUCAGGUAUUUUCGCAAAAAUUAACGAGUACAGAAGGCUGUGAAAUUGUACUUUUGACAAAUGGUGAAGGUUCGGACCUUAGCCCUUGUCUUUCUAAGAAUCAAAGCCAAGAGAUUAUCAUUCAUACCAUUGCUUUUGGUUCAAAGGCUUCAAAUGAACUAGAAAAGCUGGCAGAUAUGACAGGAGGUAAGACAUUUUAUGCCACAGAUAGUUUGGAUUCCAAUGGCCUCAUAGAUGCUUUCGGUGGGAUUUCAUCUGGAAGUGGAGAUGCCAGUCAACAAUCUAUUCAGCUUGAAAGUAAGGCAGAAAAAAUCGCUUAUAUGAAAUGGCUGCAAGGUGUUGUUACUAUUGAUAAAACUGUGGGAAAGGACACUUUAUUUCUGAUUGCAUGGAGUUCAAGUACAAGUACACCAGAAAUUUCCCUGACAGAUCCCAAAGAAAAAAAGUACUUAAAUAAAGACUUCCGAAUUGAAAAUUCCAAUAUCCGAACAGCUGUGCUGAAGAUUUCUGGAACUGCAAAGACAGGAAACUGGUCUUAUUCAAUUAAGAAUACUGACUCAGCAGAUCAAGUCAUUUCGCUAACGGUCACCACCCGAGCAGCAUCUGCCACUGUUCCUCCAGUAACUGUGAAGACCUACAUUAGUAACAGUAACAACAGUUUUCCUAAUCCAAUGAUCAUUUAUGCAGUUGUCAGCCAAGGAUUUUUGCCAGUUAUUGGAGCCAAAGUCAUGGCCACAGUUGAAUCCACAUCUGGUAAACCUGUAGAGUUAGCGCUAUAUGAUGAGGGUGCAGGUGCUGAUAUUAUAAAGCAUGACGGGAUCUAUUCAAGGUAUUUCAUAGCUUUCAGUGACAAUGGCAGAUACAGUAUCAAAGUGAGUGUUCACGGGCAUGAUAAAACUUCUAGAAGGAUCCAUAGGCAAAAUCAAGCUAUUUAUGUAUCGGGUUAUGUAGAUAGUACUGGUGGAAUAGUUCUGAACCCACCAAGACCUGUGAUUAAUGUUACGGAUACCAGUUUUGGCUUAGGAAAUUUUGACAGAAUAUCAUCAGCAGCUGACAGAUAUGAAAUAAAAAUGAGCGGAAACCCAUUGGACUUAACAGAGGCUAACUUUGCGAGUGCCACCUCUUUGGAAACUUCUGCUUUGAUACCUGAAUUUUCUGGAGUCAAACAAACCUUUCGGUAUAAGCCAGAUGAACUCGCAAAAGAAAAUGGCACCCUAAUCUACUUUGCCAUUCGUGCCAUCGAUGCAAGCGACAAUGUUGGAGAAGUAUCCAAUAUUGCAAGGGCCACUCUGCUCCUUCGUGCUGAGCCUCCUAGUACUUCUACCCCACCUUUCAUUGUGAUUAUUAUAUGCAUUGCCGUUAUGUGUGCUGUUUUUGGCAUAGCAUUAUAUGCUUUACAUAAGUGGAAAGAAAGUCGUAGUGAGAGCAUGGUUAGCAUGGAUUAAACUGCGACCAGUAGAAAUGUUAAUUGAAUACUACAUGUUUACCUUCCAUUGGUGGUUCUACAUACAUUGUGUAAAAAACAACAGAUCAGCAGCAUGAAGCUCAUCUGUAUUUUUAUGUAUAAUCUCAUGAAUGACUGCAUGUAUGACUAAAUUCACACUAUGAAGGCACUGCCUAGACAUAAAAUCUUUCUUCUUUUUAGACUAAAACUUAAAAAAAUUAAAUGGAAAAUUUAAUUAAAGGAAAAAAACCUGAGUUUGUUUUAAGAAUUGUUGUAGGAACAAAAUUUCUUCAAAGUUACAAAAAUAAACUGCUAAUUAAUUUUGUGAA
Anolis carolinensis (green anole) is the source of this 3758-nucleotide messenger RNA. Its product is annotated as calcium-activated chloride channel regulator 1-like. Gene Ontology annotation, molecular function: intracellularly calcium-gated chloride channel activity. Gene Ontology annotation, cellular component: plasma membrane. The transcript is spliced from 14 exons. Lineage: Eukaryota; Metazoa; Chordata; Lepidosauria; Squamata; Anolidae. Gene Ontology annotation, biological process: chloride transport. The record is from RefSeq and is a predicted model, not a curated record. The coding region runs from base 818 to 3430 and encodes 870 amino acids.